GCCCUGCCGCCACCACACCGCUUCCGUUCUAGCACCGACAACAGCUGCUGCCGCCAACGACAACGAUUUGCGCGCGCGGACGAGUCGGGCGACGUCGUUCUGCUUCCCGUUUGGUGCCUACCGCUUACUGCUUAGUCGUUUCUCGUUUGCCACUUUGCCAGACACUGGUCGGACGCUUUCCCGCCACCUCUGCCGCCGUCGACGGAGACGUCCCUCCUCGUGUAUUAUGACAGCCGGCCGGUCGCAACGCGUCUAACACAAAUAAUAUUUUAAUCAUUCAACCGACAACCGUCCGACUCGCCUCGUGUCGGUCACCAACCCGCGUCUGUUGACCGGCCGAUCGGUGAAUAAUUACUCUAUUUUGGUAUAAUACCAAUAUAAUUUCGUUUUGUCGUGUUUUUUUCUUUUGCUACGACCAUCAUGGCUGUCAACGGUUCAGACGUCAACAAGGUGACCGUCGUUCUAGGCGCCCAAUGGGGCGAUGAAGGCAAGGGCAAGGUGGUCGACAUGUUGGCCGCCGACGCGGACCUCGUGUGCAGGUGUCAGGGAGGAAAUAAUGCAGGCCACACUGUUGUUGUGGAUAAUAAGGAAUUUGAUUUUCACUUACUGCCAAGUGGAAUCAUAAAUCCCAAUUGCAAAUCUGUUAUUGGUAAUGGAGUCGUUAUUCAUCUACCUGGGUUAUUCGAUGAGUGCAGUAAAAAUGAAAAGAAAGGGCUAUUGGACUGGAAAAAACGAUUGUUAAUAUCUGAUCGUGCUCAUCUUGUGUUUGAUUUCCAUCAGCAAGUGGAUGGUCUUCAAGAAAUGGAAAAGGGUAAAAAGUCAUUAGGAACAACUAAAAAAGGGAUUGGGCCAACUUAUGCUUCUAAGGCAACUAGAAAUGGUCUAAGAUUGGCGGAUUUACUCGGAGAUUUCAACAUGUUUAAAGAAAAGUUUUACAACUUAGUCGAUAUACAUAAAAGGAUGUUUCCAUUACUAGAAGUUGAUCCAGAAGAAGAAUUAAAGAAAUAUGAAUAUUAUGCUAAUGAAUUAAGACCAUUAGUAGUAGAAACUGUUGGAUAUUUGCAUUCUGCAUUAAGAGAAGGAAAACGAAUUUUGGUGGAAGGUGCCAAUGCAGCAAUGUUAGAUAUUGAUUUUGGUACAUAUCCAUAUGUAACAUCGUCAAAUUGUAGUAUUGGUGGUGUUUGUACUGGUCUUGGUUUGCCUCCAUCUAGAAUUGGCGAUGUUAUUGGAGUUGUCAAAGCAUAUACUACAAGAGUUGGUGAUGGGCCAUUUCCAACAGAGUUAUUUGAUGAUGUUGGUGAAAAACUACAGACAAUUGGAAAUGAGAUUGGUGUUACAACCAAGCGAAAGCGUCGAUGUGGAUGGUUGGAUAUCCCACUUUUAAAAUAUACUUCAAUGGUCAAUGGAUAUACUAAAAUUUGUCUGACCAAACUUGAUAUAUUAAAUACUUUUGAUGAAGUAAAAAUUGGAGUGGAAUAUCAGUUAAAUGGAAAAGCACUCGAUUAUUAUCCAUCCAGUUUAUUUGAACUUUCAUCUGUUGAAGUUAAAUAUUUAACGUUGCCUGGUUGGAAAACUGAUAUUAGUGGCAUUAGAAAAUUUGAUAAUCUACCCGAGAAUGCGAAAAAAUUUGUGUUAACCAUCACAGAACUGCUUGAUGUACCAGUUAAAUGGGUUGGAGUUGGCCAAGGAAGAGAAUCAAUGAUUAAUGUUGAAAAUUGAUAUUUGUUUUUAAAUAUUCACUGAAUAAGAUUUUAAUGUUAUUUUCUUUUGUGAAAAUUUUAACUGGAAAAAUUUUUUCUGGU
Molecule: messenger RNA, 1802 nt
Organism: Diuraphis noxia (Russian wheat aphid)
Lineage: Eukaryota; Metazoa; Arthropoda; Insecta; Hemiptera; Aphididae
Product: adenylosuccinate synthetase-like
Biological process (GO): IMP metabolic process; 'de novo' AMP biosynthetic process
Cellular component (GO): cytoplasm
Molecular function (GO): GTP binding; adenylosuccinate synthase activity
Source: RefSeq, a predicted model, not a curated record